GCGCCAGACAAUUUCAUGAGGAUAAGGACAGGCGCGAGGACACUAAAAGGACACUAUCCUUGGAGAAAACGACUCCGAAAUUCGUAUCGUUUUAUGCACGUCGGAGUUUUCAACACCUCCGUGUUUUUAGCGUGUGCAUGUGCGCGUUUGAUCGGGCUGGAUGAAAAUGAUGCAAAGCGCGGCGGUGUUGCCCAGCGAGAGCGCGGUGAAGGGUCUGCCGGACAUUCUCGGAGUGCCACUGCAACAUAUCCCUCAGUGUGCAGGCUGCAGUCAGCACAUCUUAGAUAAGUUUAUUCUGAAGGUGUUGGAUCGCCACUGGCACUCCAAGUGUCUCAAGUGCGCCGACUGUCACGCGCUUCUGGCAGACAAAUGUUUCUCGCGCGCAGGGAAUGUCUACUGCAAAGACGAUUUUUUCAAGCGUUUCGGGACAAAAUGUGCCUCGUGCCAGCAAGGGAUCCCCCCAACACAGGUGGUCCGAAAAGCUCAGGACUUUGUCUACCACCUUCACUGCUUUGCCUGUGUAAUGUGCAGCAGACAGCUGGCCACCGGAGAUGAGUUUUACCUCAUGGAGGACGGAAGACUCGUGUGCAAGGAGGACUAUGAAACAGCCAAACAAAAUGAUGAUUCUGAAACGGGAGCAAAACGUCCGCGGACCACCAUCACAGCCAAACAGUUGGAGACACUCAAAAGCGCCUAUAAGAACUCGCCGAAGCCAGCGCGACAUGUGCGCGAGCAGCUCUCCUCAGAAACAGGUCUAGACAUGAGAGUUGUGCAGGUAUGGUUUCAAAACAGACGAGCAAAAGAGAAGCGUCUAAAAAAGGAUGCCGGUCGCCAUCGCUGGGGUCAGUUCUACAAAAGUGUCAAACGCAAUCGAGGGUCCAGUAAAACAGAGAAGGAAAGCUCAGCGGACGACGCAGGACUCAGCGACAGCGAGCUUAGUUUCAGAGAAGACCAAAUCCUGUCAGACCUGGGUCAUAAUAACAGCUUGUAUGGAAGCGUAGGGGACGUCACCAAUGGCAACAUGCUGAAUGGGAGCUUUUCACUGGAGGGGGGCGGGCAACCCUACCAUGACCUGCGGGCAGGAAGUCCCUAUGGCCUGCCACAGUCUCCCUCAUCCAUCACCUCUCUACCGGGCCACACCCCGCUGCUCAACAACUUAGGCUUCAACAUAGAGGGCAUCAUGGGUCCAGGCGGUCAGGCCAAUGUAAGUCAAGCACUGAGAGCCAUGGCCGGGGGACCCACCUCUGACCUGUCAACAGGAAGCAGCACGGGCUACCCAGACUUCCCCACCAGCCCUGCCUCCUGGCUCGAUGAAAUGGACCACUCUCAGUUUUGAGGUCGGAGGUUAAGCUUGAAGGUCAUGUGACUUGCUUUCAAGGACACAGUGGAAACGUGAAGAUUUUAUGGACAUCUGAACGGGCAGUGUUUGUGUGGCAAGGGUAUUCAGUAUGCCUCAAUAUUCAACCAGCUGUCGCCCACCUGAACACGGGCGGCUUGAUGACACUGGUCUGAGCAACCCGUCGUGGAAAGUUCGCACUGUAUCAUCAUUUUUUAUUUAUAUUUUUUCAUUGUUCUCGAAACUGGAUUGGACGAUUUCCAGCAUGAAAUGGCGUGCAGAUGAGAAAGGCACCGAACUUGCCAUCGAAACCCCUAAACCUCUCCAUCAUUAAGAGCGCCACGCUGACCGCUCACCUUUCCAGCAGCUUUGACUCUAGACGUAUUUUUCCCAUAUAUUUUCUUCAUAAGCAUUUUACAAAAAUUCCCGUUUCAAGUAGAACAUUACAAACUUGAAUUUAAAAUGAGAAAAAAAAUUUGAUUCUCUUUGAAGAAAAUAAAUGGGAUAAACCCGACUGCUGUGCUGUACACGAAAAACACAAUCAAGAUCAGCCACGUUUUUUUUGAGAACAGGGGGUCUGUGCAUGUUUCGGACUGAGGAUGAAACCAGUUCACAUUAGGAGCCUUCGAAAUGAUAACGCACUUUAUGUUCAUCCUCGACUGCACACGGCAGACUGAAUACAAGAGAAGAGAGGAGUGCACCAAGCAAGGAGAGAUAUUUAAACAAGAGGCACAAGUGUAUCUUUCCUACUUACAAGGGGUUGGGAUUUUAAUGGUUUUGACUGACUCAGUUUCUAAACAGCUCUAAUGUAGAUGAUGCUUCACAUUAGCAACAUCAAAGGUCUGAAGAUAAAGAUUAUUUUUAAUAAGGACGAAUCCGCAUGCACUGCUCAAAAUUUUCAUAUUGAUCUCUGUUUGUUCCCAAUGUCACUAGUCGUUGCUCCGUGAGAAAAGACUGAUGUGUUAGAAUGUCAUUUAUUUCAGAGCAGUGGAUUUCUGACACAAAAUAUGCGUGUCUUCAUUUUUAAAAGUGGACCGAGCCAGAACAGACAGAAGUACAUUUCAGGUCCGACCACAAGAUUAUUAACAAACAAACCUGUGAAAGGGAACAUUUACAAUGUUAUUUAUUUAUUUUUUUACAGCCAUGGUUAAGUGUUAUUUAUUCUUGUCAUGUCAAUGUCAAUAUUAUUAUUAAGAGUUGAUUCAUGGGGAAAAGGAUGGUAAAUUAUCAAAUAUAAAACUGGUGAAGGUUUCGUUUUUGAUUUAUCAUUGUUUAUGCAAAAUUUGUACCGGUAUAGUGGUACACAGGAGAAAGAUGACCGAUGCUGACAUGUUAACAUAAGCUAAAAAGAAAAAUAACCAUCCAGAUUUUUUUUUCUUUGUUGUUGAAUCUAAGUUGCCUCUGAACUACUGAGUCUUAAUGGCUGUAAAUUUUGUAAAGUCUCAAAGUGUGGACAGUCUUGUUUCAUGAGCACUAUUUAUUGCUAUGGGUCUUUGAAAAAAGAGCACUGAAUUUAGUCCUAUAUGCCUUCUGUCUAAUGGUAUGAAUUGUGUACAGUCAAAUCUAUAUGGAGAAAUAAAACCGAA
Molecule: messenger RNA, 2922 nt
Organism: Triplophysa rosa
Lineage: Eukaryota; Metazoa; Chordata; Actinopteri; Cypriniformes; Nemacheilidae
Gene: lhx4
Product: LIM homeobox 4
Exons: 6
Coding region: 161-1336 (391 amino acids)
Biological process (GO): neuron differentiation; regulation of transcription by RNA polymerase II
Cellular component (GO): nucleus
Molecular function (GO): DNA-binding transcription factor activity, RNA polymerase II-specific; RNA polymerase II transcription regulatory region sequence-specific DNA binding
Source: RefSeq, a predicted model, not a curated record